This is a messenger RNA of Lactuca virosa, 645 nucleotides long. NCBI's taxonomy places the organism in Eukaryota, Viridiplantae, Streptophyta, Magnoliopsida, Asterales, Asteraceae. The record is from the annotation of a GenBank genome assembly.
AUGCUUGGUUUUCAACUUCCAUCUCCAUCAUCCUCUGUUAUUGAUCCCCCAUGUAGUAAGGUUGGGCUUUACCUUAGGCAUAUUGUUUAUGGUUUAAGGUUGCAUCCGUCUUCCUUCUUCUUGGAGGUACUUUGUUUUUAUAAAGUUCAUCUUGUGAAACUAUGCCCUAAUGUUGUGUCGAAAGUGCUUACUUUCAAGGUCUUCUGUGUAGCCCAUGAAAUACCACUUGAUGUCGCUCUGUUUCACUAUUUUUAUCGUCUGAAAAGGUAUGGGGACAGGUACUCCUUUAGUAGUCGUCAUUUCCCUCUUUCUCCUUACUUAACCCGCGUCACUGACGGGAGUAAAUGCCCUUUUCAAUUGACAUCAUAUUUGCCCGGUGAAUUUCCUCCUGAAGCUAUUAUGUUAGACGAUGUUAUUCCGGACCCGGAUGUGGAACUGCUUUUCGGAACUUCUUGUCCUUCUGUUGCUCCUUCAGGCGUUGGUUCCUCACGUUAUAAGGAAGAUGGCUGUCCUUCCCGCUUUCAGUUUGAAGAGGAUUUAGACGAGGCAUGUCGUCUUAUAGCUCGUGAUGAGAAUAUUAUAUCGUACUUGGGCGAGAUCUUAAGUUCUUUGAUGGGUUAUUGGCCCUAUGGGAUCAGUUUCUAG